UGAGGGCGUUCACGAUGCAGCUUUAUCGUGCAAUACCUGUCUACGGCGGUGCCAGAAAGUUUGAACCACCCUCAUUAUGAAAGUUUCCGCGUGUCGUAGAUUGACAUGCCGUUACAAUCACUCGCAUCAUUCGGCUCUCGACGCCGCAAGCUAGUAAAUUCGUCCGUGAUCCCCGAGUCUUCCAGCGAACGUGAUAAGAAUGGCCGAGCAGUGGCAAGCAGCGCUGCCGUGGAACUGAAACCAUUACGAGGCAAAGGUAUCAAGGCGGGAGCCGAUCUUCAACAACCUGUGAUAGAUGUGCAGCCCGAAGAUCUAUAUUUCCCUCUGAACAGCUCCCGUGCGGAGUUUCGGCUCAUUCAGAUCGAUGCCACCAGCAAAGAGGACCACAUUCGAUGUCAUCUUCAAGUCUUUUCUCUCGCCACAUCUGCGCCUGACCCACCCAAAUGGCAAGCCCUUUCCUACGAAUGGGGCAAGGAUCCUGCGCAGGACGGCAUUGAGGUAGAUGGACGAACAUUCCCCGUUCGGCCCAACCUCCAUCGGUUUUUGCAACAAAUGGCGCGGGAGAAGCACGCGGAUUGGAUGUACAUCGACGCCAUCUGUAUCAACCAGACCGACAUCGCGGAGCGGGAACAGCAGGUCGCUUUGAUGCAUGACAUCUAUCGCCGUGCAGAGGAAGUCAUCUUGUGGAUUUACAAUCCCGAUCUGAUGGCGGAGCGGUAUCAGAGGACAUUCGACGAUUUGGAGAGGCUGCGACGGCAGCUCCCCAUGUACCGUACGAACCUGCGCGCGGCCGAUCGGAUGCUUGAGAAGCACGACAAGAGUGCACGCUUCUCGGUGCAGCUCCCACACACGCCGUUUCGCUGGCUCGAGGACCGAAGAGCGGCGUCCCGGCGGGAGGAUGAGAAGGAGCGAGAGGAGAUCCAGACCGCGCGGGACCUAAUCAAAAAUGGCAUGACGAACAUCGAGCCGCAUCUCAGUCGAUAUGACCUCGCACGUUCCUUGGUUGACGGGGCAAUUGCGAAACACAGCGGCGGCAGAGCAGGCCCCAUGUUCCGGUCGGAUUACAACCGGAAGGUGGCACAGUGUGUGGGCGAGCUGGAGCGCGGCCGGUCCGCCGCCGAAAUCAAGAGUGAGUUGAUACCCGACCGCAGCUGGAACGUCCUCAGCUAUUUCACCUACCGUGCCUCGUACUGGUCUCGCUUGUGGAUCGUUCAGGAGGUCUUGCUCGCGCGCCGCCUCACGAUCCGCCUGGGGCCGGAGAGGGUGGAUCCCGUCGAUCUCUACACCAACCUCCAGACUGCCCUCCCUUUCCUCGCCAAACUCGACUCCUAUUGUGGUGAUCUUGAGACAGUGUUUGAUAUUGCUCACGUGGUAAGCCCUCCACCAUCGCCGCUACAUUCACUUUUUGUCUUGAUUUUCCAAGUUGGGAAAACGACCCCGAAUCAAGAACAGGAGCUUUUCACAUGAGACUGACACCACGAAAAAUAGUGGAUGGGUAUUCCGUUGCAAGGCGACUUCUUCGAUGCCAAUCAAUGCGCACAUAUCCUGGGCCUCUCACACCGCGGCCGACAAAUGGGCAGCAGCGCCAUCCGCUUCCCCUUUUUUCACGCGGUUGACUACUUCAGCACGCAGGACUGCACGCAGUUCCACGAUCGCGUGUAUGGUCUGCUGGCGCUAACCCGCAGCCAAAUUCCCAUCAACUAUCGCAUC
Dissoconium aciculare CBS 342.82 is the source of this 1710-nucleotide messenger RNA. RefSeq lists its product as uncharacterized. The transcript has a single exon. Bases 106 to 1467 code for a protein of 453 amino acids. NCBI's taxonomy places the organism in Eukaryota, Fungi, Ascomycota, Dothideomycetes, Mycosphaerellales, Dissoconiaceae. The record is from RefSeq and is a predicted model, not a curated record.